Drosophila willistoni is the source of this 3124-nucleotide messenger RNA. RefSeq names its product ETS-like protein pointed (gene pnt). Gene Ontology annotation, cellular component: nucleus. The coding region runs from base 163 to 2499 and encodes 778 amino acids. Gene Ontology annotation, biological process: cell differentiation; regulation of transcription by RNA polymerase II. The record is from RefSeq and is a predicted model, not a curated record. NCBI's taxonomy places the organism in Eukaryota, Metazoa, Arthropoda, Insecta, Diptera, Drosophilidae. Gene Ontology annotation, molecular function: DNA-binding transcription factor activity, RNA polymerase II-specific; sequence-specific DNA binding. The transcript has 9 exons.
ACUCUCUUUCCGUUUGGACGGUCUGCUUUUUUAACGGUUAAAGUGUGCGUCUGUGUUUGUAUUUUGAUUUCUACAAAGAAUCAAGAAUCAUAAAGAUUAUAUCGGAAUUGUAAUAGUAGCUAAACGAUCGCGAGUGUAUAACCCCUGAUAUAUGUUUUUGAUAUGACAAAAUGCCUGCACAAUAUGGAAUUGGCGAUUUGUAAUCCGGAGAUAACUUCAACGAAAUUUAUGCUUCCACCAGCAUUGCCCGCUGCAGCGGCAAUAGCAACAACAACAUCUGCCACAUCAGCAGCAACGGCAACCACCCAUUCGUUUGCAUUCCUCGAUAAGGCCGCCCAGUUGAACGAACUGUUCAAUUUCAACGCUGGACAUUUGUUUAAAACAAAUCCCAGCAGCAAUCCCAUCUCCAAUAACAAUUUCCAAGCCAAUCCCAUACCCUCCUCGAUCCUGAGCACCAACAUCAAUAGCCAUAACAAUAACAACACCAACACCAACAACAGCAGCAGUAACAUGAGGCUGAAAAAGAAUCGAAAAGUUACAUUUCUGAGUAGCUUAGUUGAGUCCAAAAAUAUAUUUAUUAAGGAGGAGCCAGUUAAUGGCUGCAAGGAUUUACCACCGCCCAUAUGCAGUUUAUCGGAUAUUUCAGAUCAUGAGGCAUCGCUGGAUGUACCCACAGCCCUGCCACCCCUCACACCGGGCACCAAUCGCAAAGUCAACGAGGUGCUCAAAGCCUCAUUUGCCUCCUGGGAGAAGGAGGUGCAGAACUGCAACAUUACCAAAGAUCCCCGCGAAUGGACGGAGGAGCAUGUCAUUUAUUGGCUAGAUUGGGCCAAGAAUGAAUUUUCGCUGGUCUCAAUGAAUUUGGAGCCAUUCUUCAAUAUGAAAGGACGAGAAAUGGUCGAAUUGGGUAAAGAGAAAUUCCUGGCCAUAACGCCUCCAUUUACGGGUGAUAUACUAUGGGAGCAUUUGGAUAUUUUACAGAAAGAUUGUGAGAAACCAAAUGAGGAUAUUGUACAUGGAAAUUCCUUUGAAUCGGCUACAACAGCCUCGGUCUGUGGAUCGGACCAUCAGGUAGCCAAUUACCAGCAAUCCACGGGGGCAACAUCAACGCCAAACAGCAGCAGUAACAACAGCAACAAUAACAACAGCAAUAGCAUUGCCAGUCGCCUGUCCAUGGAUUAUGCGACAGCAGCCGCUGCGGCGGCGGCAGCGGCAACAACUGGCAAUAGUGAUAAGAGCAAUUUUCAUUCAACAACUCCCGCCAUGUCACACAACGGCUAUAGCAGCAAUGCACAUGAUCGUAGUAACCACAGCCCGCCACCGCAGCAGAAUGUUAAUGGUAGUAGCAACAAUAAUAACUCUAUGUUGCCGCCAGUUGUCCAACAGCAAUCAAAUACCGGCGAUAACAACAACACCAGCACCAGCAGCAGCAGCAGCAACAACAACAACAACAGCAGUAACAAUGCCAACAGUAGCAGCAGCAACAGCAACAAUAGCCAUGCAAAUACGGGCAGCAAUACCAACAGCAACAGCAACAAUAACAACAACAAUAAUAAUAAUAAUAAUAACAACAACAACAACAUUAACUAUAUGGCUGCAAUGGCAGCAAUUUACCAUCAUCAGCUUAAAGAAGAACCAGGCACCGGUACACAGAAUACCGGGAAUGGUAAUGUAAGCGGUAAUACCGCCUACAAUGGUCCAAAUAACCAAAACGAUCCCACCGAUCUCAGUAGUUACGGCCUGCCCGCACAUUUGGCAGCUGCAGCAGCAGCCGGACACUACAGCGGAGGCAGCGGAGGUAAUCCGGGCAGUGGCAGUGCCAAUGACGAUAGCGACUAUCAUAGCACAAUGUCCGGAGGUCAGGAGCAUCAGAGUCAGGCAUCGAGUGCAGGAAACGGUAGUGGCAGCACCAAUAGCAACAGCUACAUGGACGGCAGUUCCGAGUUCUAUGGCUCCUAUGGACGCAAUCGAUUCCAUGAUAGCUAUCCAUCCGAGUUCACGCCAUACGAUGCACCGCAGUUUCAACAGAUGAGCGCCCAGGCCUCGGCCAUGGAUCAAUGGGGUGCCCAUGCCCAUCAGCAUCCAGCUGCUUAUCUGGGUCUGGACAAAUCCCUACUGGGUGGCUAUACCACCCAAGGGGGAGUGCCCUGUUUCACGGGCUCCGGACCCAUACAGUUGUGGCAAUUCCUGCUCGAAUUAUUGCUGGACAAGACGUGCCAAAGUUUCAUAUCAUGGACGGGCGAUGGCUGGGAAUUCAAACUCACCGAUCCCGAUGAGGUGGCACGUCGCUGGGGCAUACGCAAAAAUAAACCCAAAAUGAACUAUGAGAAACUAAGUCGGGGUCUGCGUUACUAUUAUGACAAAAAUAUCAUACACAAGACGGCGGGCAAGCGCUAUGUCUAUCGUUUUGUCUGUGAUCUGCAGAAUCUAGUGGGACACACACCUGAGGAAUUGGUGGCGAAAUUUGAUUUGAAAAUUGAGAAGAAGGAUGUGGACUAGCAGAGAAGCAGCACAGUACAGGCCACAAAAAUACUUUCGAUAGUUUAUUGUUUUCCACUGCGUGAUGUUAAAUUUUAAGCAGCAGCAUUUGACUGCAAUCUUGCUACGAGAUUAAAGUGUUAGUAUCCUUCCCACCCCUUCCUCCCUCCCUUCCUCAUCACCACCACCACCACCAAGCCCUUAAUAUUUGCUUGUAAUUAUUGUAUAAAAUUUAGACUUAUUUUAAAUUAAUUUGAAAUUAAUUUAAAAUACAAAUUAAACUAUAGUUAGUCCAUAAGUAGUCUCUAGCAACGAAAAUAUCAAAAGAAAACAAAUCAAAUCACAUCAAAAAAAGUAAAAACCAGUUAAAGAUCGAAAUUCAAAGACUAUAAACUGAUAAAUCAAAAAAAAAAAAACAAAAAAAAAAACAAAAUACAUUUUGUGCAAUGCAAUAGUUUGUUUCUGUUUUUUCAAAUAUCAAAACAAUAUUGAAAGAGGCCAUAAAAACUAUGCGUAACAAAUCCCCGCCACUCCCCCCACGAAAACAAAAACAAAACAAAACAAAAAAGUGAUAUUAAGAGCCACAAUUUGUUGUUAAAAAGAAGAAGAAUAAGAAGAAAGGAUACAAUUUCAUAAUGUAUAUAAC